This is a messenger RNA of Rotaria sp. Silwood2, 5409 nucleotides long. Lineage: Eukaryota; Metazoa; Rotifera; Eurotatoria; Philodinida; Philodinidae. The record is from the annotation of a GenBank genome assembly.
AUGUCUGUAUAUACAACGGAUCACGAUGAAGAUAAUCCAUUUGAUAAUCCUCCAUCAGAUGAAGAAAAUGAAAGUGAAUUAGUUGAACUGCAAGCUGAGGAUUUUGCUGAUUAUGUUCAACGUUUGGAUACAGUACAAAAUGAACAAUUACAAAAAGAAGAACAAAAAAUUAUUCAAUUGUGGAAAGCACGAAAUAGUGUAUUAUCUCAAUUAGAGUCUACAAAACAACCAAUAUCAUUACAAACUAACGAUAAUAUAUCAAUAUCAGAAGUUGAAUCUCAUUAUGAUGAUAAUGAAUCAAUUAUAUCACAACAAACAAAUUAUUCAAAAUGUUCAGAAAAAGAUCAAUCAAAAAGUUCAUCUUUUAGUUUUUCAACACGUUUACGUAAUAAACAAUCAUGUAUAAUAUCACCGCUACCACCACCAACAUCAUCAUUUGUUAAUCGAAAUAUUAAUAAUCGAAAUGGAUAUGCAUCAUCUGUUACAUCUAAUGAUCAAUAUGAUGAUCGAAGUUCUGGAGUAGGUAGUUUAACAUUAAGUCCAGUUCCAAGUCCUGUUAUGUGGCGUUCAGAAAAAGUUCUUGGUCGAGGUUCAUGUUCAUCAUCAAUUGAUUAUGAUCAUAUAAAUAUUGGAGAAGCACGUCUUGUUAAACCAUAUAAUCGUACUAAUACUUGCUCAGAAAGUGAUAUAUUUAAAGAUGUUAAUAAGUCAAAGGAGAAUGGAUUUUUUGCAAAUAUUCGUGCACGUAUGGAAGCAACAGCAGCAUCUACGAAUUCAAGUGAUACUCCAAUAAGUUUUGAUGAUCAAUAUAUAAAUGUACCAUUAUUAUCAAAUGCAAAAAAAAGUCAUUUUGAUUAUGAUGAAGAAUUUGAUUAUCAUCAAACAUAUAUUUUACCAAAAUUAAUUCAAGAAGAAAAAGAAAGACGAACACAAGAAACAACAAUUGAUUUUUCAUUUAAAAUUGGUUUAGAUGAACCAAUAAGUAAUACAGAUAUGGAUGGAACUGUUAUUGAAGAUGAACCAUAUUUAUCAAUUAUUGUUGAUAAUAAUAAUAAUGGUUUAAAACGUGUUUGUUCAAUAUUUGAUCAACAUCAACUUAUUUAUAAUCGAGAAAAUAUUUUACAUGAUCAAUGGUAUUACGGUCUUAUAUCAUAUACAUUUCUUCUUAAACAAUCAGUUAAAAUGGUUAAUUCAUCAGUUAUGAAAUUAUUACAACAACAAUUAAAACAUAGUGAUACAUUCUGGCUUUCAAAUGGUUUAAAAAAACGACCAAUAUUUAAUGAUUCUUUUUUUAAUAUUGAUGAAACAUCGUCAAUGCCAUCCAAUGGUAUCAAAUCUACAUCUACUGUAAAUUGCCAAACAACAGGAGCUCUUGUUGAAACUGAAUCAUCUGAUAUUGCAGCAACACGUUUGAAUAAAUAUCGUCAAUUAGCUCGGUGUUUUUUUUAUAUUAAUUGUCAAAUGGAGUGGGCAUCAGGUGCAUUAAUAGCCAUGAAUUUAUUUUCAGCAUAUGAAAAAUUAUCUAAACAACCACAUGAAAAAUGGGAAUUACGUUUUCGUGAAGAUUUUGUUGAUUUUAUUUAUCAACCAAAAGGAAAAGCAAAUCAAAAUUGUGAAUAUAUUAAACGAUUGCAAGCAAAUUUUAUUGACAAAAGUGUUAUUAUAACAACAAAUAGUGAUGGUUUUGUUCUAUAUAUUCAAAUGAAAGGCAAUAUUAUUGAAUUAAUUAAUCAUGAACCAUGGUGGGUAGCACGAAAACAUCGUGAGCAAAAUAAACCUGUAAUGUCACCACGUCAAGCUAUUCAACGUCAAGCAAAUGGUGAUAAGCCUCUUCCAUUUUGUUCAACUAUUCGUGUAUCUAUAAAAGUUUCACGAGUAAAAGAUAGUUCACAAAGAAAAAAUGAUCGUCGAUAUAAAAAUCAAACUAUUGAUGAAUAUGAAUUUCUUAUGGAUCGUAUACUUAUUAAUAAUAUUCGUGUAGCAUUUCGUGAAUUUCUUGCUUUUUUCUAUCGUCAUCGUAUACAAAUAUGUUUUGCUGGUUCAAUAACUGAUUUAUCAUUUAAAUUAUCAUCAUGUCGUAUUGAACAACCUAUAUUUAAUACAUUUAUAAAAAAUUAUUCAUGGCAAAUGUUAAUAUCACUUGGAUAUCGUUUUCAACAACAAGUUACACAAAAAUUUAUUGAUUAUUUUAAAACAAUUGAAACAGAUGAUGAAUUUUAUCAAAUAGCACUUUAUAUUUGGCGUCGAGCUAAAGAAUAUCAUUUUGUUAAUACAUAUGAAGAACUUAUGAAAUAUUCUGAACGUCAAAAAGAAAAUGGUCAAGAAAAACGAGCAUCAUCAUCACAUGUUUCUUUAUUGAUGAAUCAAUCUCGAAAUAGGGCUCAUACACCAUCAGUAACUAUAACACCAACAACUAUUUGUGUUAAACCAUUCAAAUUAGCUAAAACAAAUCGAGUUAUACGUGAACCAAAAUUUGGUUGUGUUUUCAACUUUUGUUUAGUUGAAGUAAGAGAAGAAACAGGUGAACAAUUACAAGCAAAUUAUUUUGGUACUCUACGUUCAAAAUUUGAUGAUUAUCUUAAAUAUGGUUUUCAAUUAACAAAUGAUCGAGUUUAUCGACAUCUUCAUCAUUCACAGUCACAAUUAAAAGAUAAACAAUAUUGGUUUUAUUGGCAUGAUGAAAUAAAUAAAACCAAUUUAUCAUUUGAUGAAGCUUAUAAAUGGAUGGGAGAUUUUGGAAAUGAACGUGUUGUUGCUAAACAAUCAGCACGUAUAGCUCAAUGUUUUACAAGUUCCGAAGCAACAAUACGAGUUCCACAGGAAAAAACAGAAAUAAUUGAUGAUAUUGAAAGAAAUGGUUAUAUAUUUACUGAUGGUGUUGGAACAUUUUCAUCAAGACUUCGAGAUGAAAUUUGUUAUAAAAUGGGUUUUCGACGUAAAUUUAGUGUUAUGCAAAUUCGUUAUGGAGGUUGUAAAGGAACUGUAUCAGUUAAUCCUGAUUUAGAUUAUACUGAAAAACAAUUAAUUUUAAGAAAAUCUAUGCAUAAAUUUAUUUCAACACAUGAUACACUUGAAUUAUGCAAGGUAUCAGCACCACCAAAUAUAUUUAUCGCGAUUUAUAAAUAUAAAAAUUAUAUUAAAAAUCUAGGUCCUAUUCAUCUAAAUCGUCAAGUUAUAGCAUUACUUGAAUCUCGUCAUAUUCCACAUUCAACAUUUCUUCUUCUACAAAAUCAACAUUUAUUAUCACUUGUUGAAUCAUUACUUUAUUUACCAUCAACAUAUGAAUUACUUCAUGAACAUCUUCUACCACAUCUCCAAUUACGUGAUCUUAUACUUACGGCACAAAUUGAUCUUAUUCACGAACCAUUUUUUCGUCAAUUAAUUACAACUAUGUGUAAACAUGAAAUCAAACGUAUUCAAGAUAAAACACGUAUACAAAUUUCACAAAAUUCAGGCCGAAAUAUGUUUGGUAUUGUUGAUGAAACUGCUACACUUCAAUAUGGUCAAGUAUUUUGUCAAUAUACAGUAUUAGGUACUGAACGAUUAGAUGAUUUAACUGGACGUAAUGGUACUCGUGGUUAUAAUCAAGAAGAAAUAAAAAAAGUUGUUGUUGGUAAAAUAGUUGUGACAAAAAAUCCAUGUCAUCAUCCGGGUGAUUUAAGAACAUUCGAAGCUGUUGAUGUGCCAAAAUUAAGACAUCUUGUUGAUUGUAUAGUCUUUCCUCAACUAGGUGAACGACCACAUCCAAAUGAAAUAUCAGGAUCUGAUUUAGAUGGUGAUGAAUAUGCUGUUUAUUGGCAUCCUGAUUUAAUUCCAACAACAGACAAUUUUCCACCAUAUGAAUAUGAUUCACAAGAAAAACCACAAAAACUUGAUCGACCCGUAACACGUGAUGAUAUUCGUCGAAUUGUUCUUGAAAUAUCUGAACAAGAUGCACUUGGUCGUUUAUCUAAUCUUCAUUUAGCAUAUACAGAUAAAUAUAAUAUUCGUCAUCGUGAUGCUAUGUUAAUAGCAGCUGCUAUUGCUGAAGAAGUUGAUGCUGCUAAAACCGGCAAACAUCCAUUAACAGAAAAUCAAAUAGCUGAAUUGGCUUGUAAACUUAAUAAUGAACGAGCAGAUUUUUUUAAUCGACCAAAACAAUAUGAUUUAUAUGCAUCAUCAAAUGCAAUUGGUAUAUUAUUUCGUGCUAUACGUCGUUCAGAACCUGGUUGGCUUAAAAUAAAUCGUUGUUUACAUACAAAAACAACAAUUGGUCUUAUUCAAUCAUCACAUGUAAGUGCACAUGUUCAAAUUGAUCCAUUAUUAGUUCAUCCAUUAGCACAUUCAUAUCAUGAUGAAGCUGAAUAUUUAUUUAAAAUUUAUCAUGAUCAAAUAAGUGAUAUAAUGUAUGUAUAUCAUUUUCAUUCUGAAGUUGAUCUUAUAUGUAAAUUUGAUUCACAACAACAAAUAAUGUCAAAACAACUUGAUAUAGCUGAUUCAGCACAAGUUGAAUUAACACGUUUAAUGAAUCAUAUAAGAAAUUUAUUUAAUAAUUGUGAAUUAAGAACUCAUCAUCAAUUAAAAUGUUCAUGUGAAAAGUGUGAUGAACAACGUAUGGCAUGUGCAUCAGCUUGUUAUAUUGUUACAUAUGAACAACCAUAUACGAAAAAAAUUCUUUCAUUUGCAUGGUUAUUUGCAUCAUGGUUAGUUAAAUUAAGACGUGCUAAUUUAGAAAAACAAAAUUUAUCAUAUUUACCUUCAAAUUAUUUUCUUGUUGGUCAAGCAUUAUUUCGUUCAUUUUUAUUAUUAAUUGAAAAUCAAUCACUUCGUUUUGUUGUUGAUUUUAAUUCAAGCUUAAAUAAAGAUUCAUGUUUACUUCAACUUAAUAAUGAUAAUCGAAUAAAAAAAUCUAUUUAUAUUCGUGUUCAUCUUAUGGAAUGGGCUAUGCUUGAAAUAGUAACAGGAUGGUUAGAUAGACAAGAAAUUUUUUCAACAUGGAAACAUUCAUCAAAAACAGCCAUGAGACCAAUUGUAUUAAUACGUACAUGGAAACAUAUUACAACUCAAUUUAUAUUUGCUCAAUAUCAACCAAAAACUUGUUCGGAACUGUUAUUAUUACAAAAUAGAUUUCUAUCGAAACAACAAUUAACAAUAACGAAUGAUAAAGGAACAACAGUUAAUUUGACAUUGCCUAAAUUUGCUUCAUCACCACCUAUUUCAUCGUUUCCAACAGUUUCCAGUUGGUGGUCAGAUGAAAUGGCAUGUAAAUUUUAUAAAUUAUUUUUAAAGUUAACAGCCCAAUGUUCCCGAAUACAUAUAUUAAGUGAUUCAUCACAACGAAUGGAUUUGGCUCAUCUUAAUGAAUAUUUAACACUUGGAUUACUUUCUAUUGCUGCUGAAAAUGAAUUUGGCAAUGUAACAUGGCAGUAA